AUGUUAAAAAAGGCCUUGUUAAAUUCUACCUAUGUUUCAAAAGCCUUAACUGGUCGUGCUAGUUUUUGUAGUGCAGCUCAGGAAAAACGUCGUGUCACAUUGAUCCCUGGAGAUGGUAUUGGUCCAGAAAUUUCUGCAGCAGUUCAACAAAUUUUUGAAGCAGCAAAAACACCAAUUGAAUGGGAUCCAGUAGAUGUAACUCCUGUAAAAGGACCAGAUGGUAUAUUCCGAAUACCUGCACGUUGUAUUGAAUUAAUGCAUGUAAAUAAAGUUGGACUUAAAGGACCUCUUGAAACACCUAUUGGUAAAGGUCAUAGAUCAUUAAAUUUAGCAGUAAGAAAAGAAUUUAAUCUUUAUGCUAAUGUUCGUCCAUGUCGUUCUCUAGCUGGACAUAAAACAUUGUAUGACAAUGUAGAUGUUGUUACUAUUCGUGAAAACACUGAAGGUGAAUAUUCUGGUAUAGAACAUGAAAUUGUUGAUGGUGUUGUUCAAUCAAUUAAACUUAUCACUGAAGAUGCUUCAAGACGUGUUGCUAGAUAUGCUUUUGAAUAUGCUCGUGAUAAUGGUAGAAAAGCUGUAACAGCUGUACAUAAAGCUAAUAUAAUGAGAAUGUCAGAUGGAUUAUUUUUGAAAAUGUGUCGUGAACAAGCUGCGCAAUUUCCAGAAAUUGAAUUUAAAGAAGCAUAUCUUGAUACUGUCUGUCUCAAUAUGGUUCAAGAUCCAGGUCAAUAUGAUGUUCUUGUAAUGCCUAAUUUGUAUGGAGAUAUUCUUUCUGAUCUUUGUGCUGGUCUUAUUGGUGGUCUUGGUGUCACACCAUCAGGAAAUAUUGGAGAAGGAGCUGCAGUUUUUGAAUCAGUUCACGGAACUGCACCCGAUAUUGCUGGUCAAGACAAAGCUAAUCCAACAGCUCUUUUACUUUCAUCAGUUAUGAUGUUACGUUAUAUGAAUCUCGGAACUUAUGCAGAUAAAAUUGAAAAAGCAUGUUUUGAUGCAAUUGCUGAAGGAAAUGCUAAAACUCGUGAUUUAGGAGGCAACGGAACAUGUUCUUCUUUCACUGCUGAUAUUUGUGCUCGUAUUCGUAAUAUGGACUAA
This is a messenger RNA of Strongyloides ratti, 1092 nucleotides long. RefSeq names its product Isocitrate dehydrogenase [NAD] subunit alpha, mitochondrial. Gene Ontology annotation, molecular function: NAD binding; magnesium ion binding; isocitrate dehydrogenase (NAD+) activity. The transcript has a single exon. The coding region runs from base 1 to 1092 and encodes 363 amino acids. Gene Ontology annotation, cellular component: mitochondrion. The record is from RefSeq and is a predicted model, not a curated record. Lineage: Eukaryota; Metazoa; Nematoda; Chromadorea; Rhabditida; Strongyloididae. Gene Ontology annotation, biological process: isocitrate metabolic process; tricarboxylic acid cycle.